Messenger RNA from Solenopsis invicta (red fire ant), 494 nucleotides. It is a transcript of the gene kud, whose product is annotated as transmembrane protein 258. Gene Ontology annotation, biological process: protein N-linked glycosylation. Gene Ontology annotation, cellular component: membrane-bounded organelle. Lineage: Eukaryota; Metazoa; Arthropoda; Insecta; Hymenoptera; Formicidae. The coding region runs from base 177 to 419 and encodes 80 amino acids. The transcript is spliced from 2 exons. The record is from RefSeq and is a predicted model, not a curated record.
UCCAUUCCGCCAACUACCUCGGGUAGUCUCGUGUAUUAUGCUCAACCGAUAACCUGCCAUUGCCAGCUGAUGCCACGAUGCCAGCCGAUGUCUGACUAUUCGUUGAGGAUUGACUCCGAUCUGUCUGACCUGGGUUUCUUCUUCCGAGCCACGUAGAGACACGUCAAUUUCGAAAAAUGGUGGAAAUCGAAUCGAUGACGAGAUACGUCUCGCCGGUGAACCCGGCAGUCUUUCCCCUGCUGGCUGUGGUGCUGCUAGGAAUCGGAGUGUUCUUCACGGCUUGGUUCUUCGUAUACGAGGUCACCAGCACGAAAUUCACGCGAGAUAUAUGCAAGGAGGCGUUAAUCUCCCUGGUUGCGGCAUUGUUCUCUAGCUUUGGAGUGCUAUUUCUGCUGCUGUGGGUUGGGAUCUACGUAUAGAUAGCGUCGAUAAGGUGUUGAAAUUUAUACUGAGGAAAUAUUUGUAAUUGUUAAAAAAUAUAUAUAUAAUAUGAA